GUUGUUAUUGACCUUUUUCUCUUUUAUUUUCUUUACCUCACCUGUAACUGCUGAGACCCUGAGGAACAUGCACACUGGACUGACCUGCUCUGGCAACCUGAUUUCCANCUGCUGCUACAGACCCUCAGUCCCCCCAGCCCCAGUGGCCCCUCUGUAGCCCUCUGUCUGCUGGAUGAAGAGCUACUAUCUUUAGGCCUGAAUGAACCCGCUCCUGUUCCAAGUAAAUCAACGCCAGUAAACCUGGGGAAUGAUUUGUCCUUUUUACAGGAUUCCAGUGAAGAUUUGGAUUUCUUUGACACCACUUUGCCUUCGUUCUCUACAUCUUCACUUUAUCCAGACGCUCUUUCUGUGACCGUUGCAGGAAUCUCAGCCAAUUAUUCUACAAAAGCCUCUGCAUUAAGCUUCCCUGGUCCUGUUUUCUCCACUCCUCCUGUUUCUACGGCAUCCGUCUCAACAACAUCAAUCAUAUUCCCACAGCCUCUCAGCUCAGUGUUGACCACCACAGCACCGGCUGCUGCUCUUCCUCAGUCCUUCAUCAUGGCCCCGCCUGCUUCCUCAGCCACUACGGUCUCUCCACAAUGGGACUCCAAUGGAGCGUCCCACACAACUUCAACUUCUCUUAUUAACAAUCUGCAAGACUUUGGCUUUCUGGAUCUGGGCAGUCCUAAAAUCACAUCGGGGGUGAUGGACGUUGGCAGCUCUCUGGUCAGGAGCGAGGAUCUGCUUGUUCCUGCUCUCCCCUCUUCCAGUCUCUCCAACACGUCCCUCAUAGAAGUGAUGCAAGGAGGGUCCAUUCCCCCCCCGGCCAAGAGUCAGGCAGAUGACAGCCCUCUGUUACGCUCGCUGUCCCCCGUCCUCCCUCUGAGCCAAGAGGUGUCCCUGGCCAAUGUCUUUGUCCCUUUGGAGGCCAUCAAGCCAAGUAAAAUGUGUCCCGUUACAGCAUAUGACAAAAGCGGGGUCCGUGUUCUGCUGCAUUUCGCCACUGACAGUCCAGCAGGUAGACCUGAUGUACUGGUGAUGGUGGCCUCCAUGCUUAACACCGCCCCUCUGCCAGUGAGGAACAUUGCUCUGCAGGCUGCUGUACCCAAGACGAUGAAAGUGAGACUGCAAUCACCCUCAGGGACAGAGCUGGCUCCUUUUAACCCGAUCCUUCCACCUGCUGCCAUCACUCAGGUCAUGCUGCUUGCAAAUCCUCUCAAGGAAAAGGUUCGGAUGAGAUACAAACUGACAUUCACGCUGGGAGAGCAGCCACACUCAGAAGUGGGGGAGGUGAAUGAGUUUCCACCGGCUGACAGAUGGGGGGCUCUAUAACUCGGCCUACCGACACUACAGGUUUUUUAGCAAUUUAGUUUGUCAGUGUAGCUCAAAGGUCAAGAGAAGGGCGGUAUUGGAAAAUUGUUUUUAGGGAGAAUUGGAGAAAUACAACAUAUUACUGCAAAGUUCAAUGGACCUUGAAAGAGAUAUUUCGCUUGGGAUGGCCCAUUGAAGUAGCCAGGCCUGUAGCAUACACAUACAUCCAACUAAAACGCGACAACAUGGCCAGAGGUAGUUGAUGUGGUGCAGUAACAAAUGUUUUGGAGCAGUUAAACAUGGAGGAUGUUUAAUUGUGAAAAACAUUGAUAAGGUAAAUAUUGCUAAACGUUAUCCUUUAGGAUUUGACAUGUAUUAAUAUACUUUUUCUUUCUCUCAUUAAAUGUUCCUAUUUACUUCCCCUCAAUGCCAGACAGUCUUGAUAUAUAGCAAAAUCAAAUGUCAAAGGAUAUUGUGAACCAGGGUGAUAUGAACAUGUGAUCACAACCUGCAUUACACAUGAUUUGCUGCUGUCUGUGUAUGAUAACAUGGUUUCAAGCUGGAGACAUUGGACUGAAGCAGACAAGAGCCCCUCUGUUGCUAAAUGAGAGGCCCUCCCUGAUUGGCUCAUUAGGAAUUGUUCAUCUUAGUUAACUUUCUUCAAUAUGCCUCACAGUAACUACUGAAUACUUUUACUUGUCUUCUGAGUUCUAUACAAACUCCUAGCUUAGACUUGUUGUGUUUUUUAGUCUUUAAGUAUUUAUUGACAUGAAUGUAUUAUUUAUUUUAGUUUGGGAGGAAAUUGUCAAAUCUGUUACUGUCCCGUACGGUAUUGAAAUUGACAGCUGUAUUCCUUCUGCAUACACAUCUUAUGAUGAACACUUUCAGUAUUGCAGUAUGAAAGGCACAGAUCAGUAGUGGGCUAUCUAAAGAGGCUCUGAUGUUACCAAAUAUUCAGACAAAAUAUGUUACUGAAGGAAUUACGUAACUUGUUACAUGUCAAGGCUGUCCAGUCUUGAUAGCAUUUUAAUAUAAGAAUGUAUUUUUUCAAUUGGCAAGCUUGUGCCAGACACAUUAGCCCCUUUUACCUAUUGGGUGCAACAAGAGAUAAUAGGAAGAGGGAUCAAUUGUAUACUUUAAGUGGACAAGCUUUAGGAAGUGCUGACCAAUUAACAAAUCAAUUGCUGGAGACAAACAAAUAUUGCUUGAGUUAACUGAGUGCUCUGCAAAGCUUCGCCCUUGCUUCUGCUGUUAGACCAUGUAGUGGAAACCAAACUAAAGAGCUGGGGUAUUUGCUCUUGGUCAACUGUAAAUGUUUAGCUUUUGUGGGGGUUUCCUAUAUCAAACUAGGAAUAUAUUUCUAUAUUUACGUAAGCAAUGAGAAAAAUACUGUGUAUCAAUAGUUAAACCUUGAUGGUUAAUUAAAGCAUUGUGGUUAUAAUGUGUUCAUCAAAAACUGUGACUCCUUUAUUUUUGUGAGUUCUGGGAUUUUAGUGCUAGACAGGAGAGUCUCUGCAUAUUUCUUAUAAAACGAUUUAUUUGUUUUUUAUUGUCAUAAUGAACUUGUCAUUGCAUAUUUUUUGAAAAACGUUCUGUGCAUGGGAAAAUAAAGAAUGAAAUAGAUAUGUUUGUAUUAAAUUA
This is a messenger RNA of Notothenia coriiceps (black rockcod), 2931 nucleotides long. RefSeq names its product ADP-ribosylation factor-binding protein GGA3-like. The record is from RefSeq and is a predicted model, not a curated record. The transcript has 7 exons. Gene Ontology annotation, biological process: intracellular protein transport; protein localization to cell surface; Golgi to plasma membrane transport. Gene Ontology annotation, molecular function: small GTPase binding. Lineage: Eukaryota; Metazoa; Chordata; Actinopteri; Perciformes; Nototheniidae. The coding region runs from base 538 to 1311 and encodes 257 amino acids. Gene Ontology annotation, cellular component: trans-Golgi network.